Molecule: messenger RNA, 489 nt
Organism: Ruditapes philippinarum (Manila clam)
Lineage: Eukaryota; Metazoa; Mollusca; Bivalvia; Venerida; Veneridae
Product: ATP-dependent DNA helicase PIF1-like
Exons: 2
Coding region: 50-445 (131 amino acids)
Biological process (GO): telomere maintenance; DNA repair
Molecular function (GO): DNA helicase activity
Source: RefSeq, a predicted model, not a curated record
UUGCAGUUGGGCAAUCAUGCUACAACAUUAAUUACAUCAUUGGGCAGGAAUGGGAGAUGGGCGUUAUAGUGUGGAUAAGUUGAAAGCAUUAUUUGAUUACGAUGACAAUUACGCCUCAGCGAAAGAAAGAAUAUCUAACACAUGCUGUUUAAUAAUUGAUGAAAUAAGUAUGUUGUCCAGAAGAACUUUUGAAUUAGUAGAAAACGUUUGCAGACAUGUCAAGAAUAACAACCUAUGUUUUGGUGGAUUACAGAUAAUUGGUUGUGGGGAUUUUAAGCAACUGCCCCCUGUACCAAACAAGUAUGUGGAUGAUGACAAAGACUAUUGUUUUACUAGUCAGUUGUUCGACAUAGCAUUUCCACACCAUGUUAAUCUAACAAAGGUAUUUAAAGAAGUUGACAUCAUCAUGUCCUUUUUCAUUAUUACUAAAGUUAUUAAUGAAUGACUAUAAAUUGCUAUAAAGCAUCUUCACUUUUUGCUGUAUAUGGC